GUGUUGCGCACCAGAUUGUUUCUAGUGUGACCAGAUUGUUUCUAGUGUGAACCAGAAACUAUCUGCUGAACAUUAACAUUAUAUAGCAUUUAAGCUAGCAGACUUUUGCUAUGCAAGCUAGCCAAUGCCGUACCGCACGCAAUACGUUUCGCUCAUUAAUAUUCAUGACGUUAGCCACUGUUGCUAGGCGGGUCAAGCUAGCAUUUGUCCCUAAUGCUAAAUGCAUGUAAAUAAUGUACAAACUAGAUGUUUACUGAGCUAAACCUACCAAUUCUGUCCGAAAAUUAUUUCCCUGGUGCCAAAUUCACUGGUAAAGAUGUGGAAGAACAUACAAAUAUUCAGUUAAAGAGAUGGCUUGAGUGUCGAGGGCUGAAGAAGACUGGAGAAAGACACCUUUUUCUUGUGUGCAUUGCCUUACGCCACCCACAAUGACAUCCCUGUUUCAACAAGCUAUGCUUUACCACCAUGUGCUCCGUCUUAUACAUUAUAGGCUAUCCUCUGGUUGUCCUACUUCUCUUUCUGUUCCUGGGGGUAAUUUACAUUGUUAUUUUUGUGUAGCGACCGCAAAUGCUACUCAGUGACAGCCAACGAACACUUUUAAUUUUUUCAUUACUAACAAAUCUUAAUUCUACUAUUUAUUUAGACUUCCCCCUAAUUAAAGUUUUUUUUUUUUUUUUUUUUUUUUUUUUUACAACAGAAAAGGUAAAAGCAGUGGCAGUCAGAUACCAUUUAGGUUUUUUCAGGUCAUUCAUGGUCAGACAGAAGCAGCACGGCAAAAUGCCACGCUAAAAAAUAAGUAAAAAUAUCAAAAUGGCUUACCUCUUCAUCCACUGUAGGACCAUGCCCCCAACAAAAUGUUGACUGCAUAUGGCUUCACCUUGCUAGCAUUAAACUGGUCUUUUGGACGUCUGCACAAGGUUAUCCAUUGUUCACGUUUUUUCCUCUUUUUUGGCUUUGGGAAACGUAUGAAGAAAACAUCCUUCAUGUGCCGUAAUGUCUAGUGUUGUUUAUACAAGUUCCGUAGCAGCAGUGUUUACUCGGCAUGUUCUUUUUUUGAAAGAUUACCGACAGAAAACAAGCAGUACUAACAUGGGUUGUAUGCGAGGGUGCUUCUAUGUUGACCCACUUCCGGUUUACGAUGGUGACGUGACGGUCUAUAAAUAGCAUUUGUGCAGUACGCUAUUGUUGUACACAUUAGGAUUAUAGAGCAUUUAAGAUAGCGGAUUUAUAUGCAAAUUAGCCAAUUGUUGUAAACAUUAGCAUUAUAAAGCAUUUAAGCUCGCUGACUUUUGCUAUGCAAGUUAGCCAAUUGCAACAAUGCAACAAAUGGCUAAAAAUAGCAAAAGUCCGCUAACUCAAAUGCUACAUAAUCCUACUGCUUAUGCAAGUUAGCCAAUUAUUGCAUUGUUGCAAUGGCAUACCGCAAGCAACACGUCACUUCCGCUCAUUAAUAUUCAUGACAUUAGCUACUGUUGCUAAGUAAGGACAAGCCACCGUUUGUCCCUAAUAGGAAAUGAAUGGAAAUCGUGUACGAAGGAGAUGUUUACAGAGUUAAACCUACCAAUUCUCUCCGAAAAUGAUGUGCCUGGUGCCAAAUUCACUGGCAAAGAUGUGGAAGAACAAAAAAAUGUUCAGUUAAAGAGAUGGCUUUAGUUUCGAAGGCUGAAAAAGACGGAAAAAAAACGAGCCGACCUAAGCAUAGCUUUAGCUUUUUUAUCGACGCGACUGACAAUGACAUUCACCUGUUUGAACAAGCAAUCCUUUACCAUCAGCCCUGUCUUUCUUAUAUAUCCUCUGGUUGUCCUACGUCUCUUACCGUUCUUGGGGGUAAUUUAGUUAGCUUUGUGUAGCGAUCGCAAAUGCUACUCAGUGACAGCCAACGAACACUUUUAUUUUUUCAUUGAUAACACAUCUUAAUCCUAUAAUUUAUUUACACUUCCCCCUUACUAAAGUUGUUUUUUUAUAUAUAUAACAGAAACGGUAACAGUGGCAGUCAGAUACCAUUGUAAUUCUUUUCAGGUUAUUCAUUGUCAGACAGAAGCAGUACGGCACAACGUUACGCUAAAAAAAUACGUUAAAAAUAUAAAAAAUGGCUUACCUCUUUGUCCUCUGAAAGACCAUGCCAACCCAAAAUAAUGUUUACUGCAUAUGAAACCUGAAUGGAUUCGCCGAGCUGGUGUUAAAGUCCGCGCAAGUUGAUUCGGUCUUCACAUUUUUUUCCUCUCGAGUUUUUGGUUUCCAGAAACGUAUGAAGAAAACAUCCUUCAUGUGUCGUAAUGUCUAGAGUCGUUUCUACAAGUUCCAAAAAAGCAAUGCGUGAUCGGCAUGUUCGUUUUUGAAAGAUUACCGAAGAAAAGUAGCACUUUUUACGUUGGGUCUAUGCGAGGGCGGGUCUAUAAUGUCCCACUUCGGCUUUACUUCCGCUUUACGAUCCGACGUCACGGUCUAAAAAUAGCCUGCGUGCGGUACGCCAUUGGCUAACUUGCAUAGCAAAAGUCCGCUGGCAUAAAUGCUAUAUAAUCCUACUGUUUACCAGAUAGCUUCUGGUGCGCACUAGAAACAAUCUGGUGUGCACCAAAUUUCUUAAAUUUAUUUAAUUUCUGUCGAUGUCCCUUUAGGGGCUCCGUAGCAUACAAAAUAGGGGUCUGCAUUUCUGAACCUUCACCCUGAGGCUUACUCACCUAACCCCUAGCCCUAAACCAGUUUGAUCCAACCCCAGUUAAGAACCACUGCAAUAGAGCUUUGUUUCACCUCUAACUUCACCAAAUUGAUCAUACCUAAAGAAAACAAAUCACCCAUAUAUGACUUUCUAUUCAUCAACGGCCACUGCUUGAGGAAAUAAUUUGGUGCUAGCAUAAAUGGAAAGGCUUUGAAAUGUUUUGCAAAAUUGUAUUUUCAAUAUGCACUCAUGUCUGUGAUUUUCUUAAUGGCUCUCUUCAGAGAAGAAGUUUCUAGAUAUUAAAGGCACAAAAUCAUGCAUGGAUUCUGUACCGUCCUUACAAAAUCUAUCUGAGGCAGAGAUUGAAGAACUUUUGCAUAAACUCUACAAGGAUUUAGCAUUAGCAAAUGUAUUACCAAAAGAGGUAGUCCAUAAAACUAGAAGAUCCCGGAAAAACAGAAAGAAAUCGGAUGAUCAAAUAAAAUGUGGGGUGAGUUCAUCACCAGAUGCCUGGUCCAAUACAGAAACAGAUGUAGCGUCAGCAGGAUGGGCAUCAUGUGAAGAAGACAAUUUACGAAAAGAUAUGGUAAAUCCAUAUGUAAAUCCAUACGAGUUACCACCAAUUUUAGUGACAGCUUCCAUGGAAGACGCUUCAUGGACGAAUGUUGAUGUUAAUCCGGAACACCUGCCAGAGGUGCUUGUUCUUCAGCCCAGUCUGCAAGCACAAGCGCUUGAUCUCCCUCCCAGCCCACUAAAGGAAAAUCUUUUUCUUACACCAAGUCCAACGAGGCAAGAACCUUUCCUUACACCAAGUCCACAGAGACAAGAAGCUGUUUUUACACCAAGUCCACCAAGAGAAGAACCUGUUUUUACACCAAGUCCACCAAGCCAAGAACUUGUUUUUACGCCAAGUCCACCAAGACAAGAACCUGUUUUCAUGCCAAGUCCACCAAGACAAGAACCUGUUUUUACGCCAAGUCCACCAAGACAAGAACCUGUUUUUACGCCCAGUCCACCAAGGCGACGAGAACCUGUUUUUACGCCAAGUCCAACAAGGCAACAAUCUGUUUUUACACCGAGUCCACCAAGAAAAUCUGUUCUUACACCAAGUCCAUCGAGGCAAAGACUUGAUUUUUCACCUAGUCCACCAAGGAAAAUCAAGUUUGUUAAUAAAAGUGAAGUGAUGGUACAUAUGAAAGGAUCAGAUGAAACCAGCAGCAGGACUCGAAAUGAUACAACACCUAGCAUUGAGAAGGCUAAGUGUGUUAGCAGGGUAACGAUACUCGGGGCUGAUAAAGCCAAGACAGUGUCAUUUGUACCGCCCAAAAAAUUGCCAGAUACCAAGUCUAAACAUGGAGAACCGAGAAACACUCGCCCCUCUUACUUUAUAGCUGGAAGACAAGGACCUUCAAAAUCUGAACCAGUGAUCAGACCACCACUGGAGGCCAGAAAAACCAGACUAGGUACCAGCCAAACAUCUGCUAAGAAAUCUGAAAGAUCACAAUCACUAAACAGACUAACAAUUUUGGAGAGCACAAGUGUUGUCACUCAGGUAAGAAUGUGUCCAAAGCGGACAAAAUUAGGAAGCACAGGAUCAUUACCCGAGGUGAGAAGAACAAGAUUAAGUCUUCGACACUUAUAUGGAGCGGAGAGGCCUAAAACCGAUGGAGCAGACGCGAGACUAAAACCGAAGCAGCCCUGGAAAAAUCCUCUCAGUGAUCCUCCAAAAAGGGAAGGACCACCACGGGUUCUUUGGAUGGAUAGGGAAAGAGUAAAGCCAGUGCAAAACAGAACAAGUUGGAAAAUUCCUGCUAACAUCUUGUUUUGAUAUUAACUACAAACAAAUCACACAUUACAGACAAGAUUUUUUUUGUUAAAAAACAUUUGUUGUAUACACCUUUCUUCAAAGACUUUGUUCAAAUUGUAUAGUUUGAGCAGUUUUUUGUCUUUUUGCAUGCUUUUGAGUUGGAAUGGUGUCUUAGUUGACUUCCUGGCAAGUACCCGUCUCAACCUAUGGACUAGCACAUGAUGAACAUCUCUACCUAGCCAUGAACUCCAGUGACAAGGUAGCAAUUGCAAGAGGGUCGGACUUGUAGUGGGCUAACAGACACGAGACCUGCAUUGAGUGCAACAAAGGAUUUUGGAGGACUUCAU
Corythoichthys intestinalis (scribbled pipefish) is the source of this 4813-nucleotide messenger RNA. Its product is annotated as serine/arginine repetitive matrix protein 1-like. The record is from RefSeq and is a predicted model, not a curated record. The transcript is spliced from 2 exons. NCBI's taxonomy places the organism in Eukaryota, Metazoa, Chordata, Actinopteri, Syngnathiformes, Syngnathidae. The coding region runs from base 2979 to 4487 and encodes 502 amino acids.